GCCAGGGGGACACGCGCGGUGCUGCAGAACUUUUGCACCAAGUUCCAGAACCCACCCAGGCGGUAUGAGGGACCGACUCCUGAGCUGGAUACAGACCUUUAUCAACACAUCAGAGAGUCUAUUGAAGUGGUUCUCUCUGAUUCCGCGGCAAAUGAGAUUGCGGCUAGCAAUGUGAACCGCGGGCGUCGCGCCCUUCAGAUUGAAAGUGAUACUGCAGAUACACUCUUGCCCAAUCUGAAGUUAGUAGCUCGUGAUCACGCUCAUUCCUUCAGGCAUGUUCUGCAAAGACCUUUCAAAUCGUCGGAUUACUUAUGCCAGUUGAUGGAUAACAACGUGCUCCAUGGCAACUCGAUUGUGAGGGUGAUCGAUGGAAGCUUCGUCUUUCGGCAGUGGUUUGAAAUUGAAGUGGGGAAGAUGGGUGGCACAGCUCACAACCUGAAAUCAGCGAAACACCGUUUUGAAUCCCACACUACUCCAUUGUGCCGGCUUCUGAGCAACCUGCCUGCUGUGAUUGCCGUGGCACAGCGAAUAAUCCAGCAGCGGCAUGAUGCCACAGGUGCCUCCAUCAGAAAUUGGUUGAACUCACUGACUUCUGAGCAUGUGCUGCAGCUCAGCAUGUUGGCAGACUGCACUGACGAGGCUCUGGUCCUCCUCAGGCUUGUCGAUGACGAGCAAUGCGACAGUGCUGAAUUGGGAAAUUAUGUCCAAGGCUUUGCAGACCGGAUCCAAGCUUUGAUCCUCAACAAGCUGAUUCUGGACACCGGCUACACCAAAUUUACCUUAGACAUGCUAUCGGAAGGCAAGGUUGCUUUCUUCGCUUCCGGUGAUGCUCGACGGCUCAGACCUUGUGAUCAAGAGAUGACGGACCGAUGCUUGGACCACAUGAAGGUCUUCUCGCUGACGAGCUCUUUGGCCAAGACAAGAACAUUCUUCCAGAGUGCUGAGAAUGAGAGCAUUGACAGAUUGGCCAGCUUCUUCAAUGUGAGCUCCGGUGGACUGAAGGAUCAACUGGAUCGGCUCCGACCUUUAGCCCAGAAGCAUUGCAAAGAAAGCCAUUCCAGCGCGAAAGAUGCUUGGGUAGCCACCAUGUUGGCUACUCAAAACAGGGGAUCAAUGAAGGAGUCUUACUCCAUCUCAGACCUGGCCCCAGUGAUGUACCGAUACCUUGCUUGGCAGGCAUCCACGAGUGGGGUUGAGCAGAACUUUGCAAAGUCCGAGAGAAUGAAGACGUGCGGACAAACACCUGCAUCCGCAGAAUUUGAAGACCGGGCCUUGCGAAUGUUACUUUGCAAAACAAGCCAGGUGGACAUGAAUGAUACAGUGAAGAAGGCUCUGCAGCUGUACAAUCGAUGCCAUGUGGGCACCACCCGCACGCAUGUGAAAAAGAGAGUCGACAAGUCAGUGAAGCGCCCUCCUGGACCUGACGAAGAUCCCCGCACAGAGGCUGGCUUCAAAAGACUGAGGCACAACCAGGUGAACGACGCUAUGCUUGGUUUGGAUGAUGCCUUGUCGUUGUCCUUUGACUUGGAUUUGAACCCAAGUCAAGAUAGCCAAGUGGCUGCUCUUUGGGGCGAGGGUCAUGAAAAAGAGUUUCAGUUUCAGAAAGGCAAGCAAACCCGGCGGGUCGUUGAGGGCUUCCGUGAUGGCCUGCUGGAUGAAUCAGAAAUUGAUGAAGCUGAUCUAGCCCUCGCCUUGGAAAAGGAGAAGAAGCAGGACAAAGAGCUGGUGCGUGUGAAUAAGUCGUUCAAUGAGAUGGCGUCCAAGAUGAAUGGCCCAAUGGAUUGGGACAUCCUGACUGGCCAAAAGAUUUGGGUGGAUUCGACCCUGCAGAACGAUCCUGAAGUAGAAGUCUCGCUGAUGAAACACAACUUAUUUGCAGUCACUGAACGCAAAGAAGCAACUCUUUUUGCAGUCCCUGACUGCACCACCUUGUCAGAACGCGUGAAGCUCUUUGCCGCUUUGUUCGGCCUCAGAGUCUUGGAUGGCUCACUUUUGCAAGGUAAGCCAGGCUUUCUUGUCAAGUUCAAGGCAUCCAUCAACACAAGGCAAAGGGUCUUCUUCAGCAGCCAGUUCCAUCAAAAACAUCCAGACUUUGAGGGCACAGUGAUGCGUGCUUUCAAUGUUCGAGGCAGCAAGUGGAAGCCGGCAGAUAACAGGUCCGAUGCCACUAUCAAGUUGGUCACCACGACUGAAGCUGCGCGGGCCAAGGUUGUUGGCGGGGAUGAUGCGGGGCAUCAUUGCAAGUCCUCUUUCUUGGAAAGUAUUUCCAAGAUGGACUUCAAGAACUCUGGUUACUACAAGCCGUAA
Durusdinium trenchii is the source of this 2307-nucleotide messenger RNA. Lineage: Eukaryota; Dinophyceae; Suessiales; Symbiodiniaceae. The record is from the annotation of a GenBank genome assembly.